AUGAGGAGAGAAAGUGAAUCGCAAUCGGAUGAUUCUGGAAACGAAAGACCCUCCGGAAGCAAAAAAAUUAAAUAUUCGCGAAAAUUUAACAAAAAGUGGCUAAAGAAUCCCGAUUUUAGUAGUUGGUUAGAGCAGGGGGAAGAAACUGGUGCGUACUGUAAAGCUUGCAAGAAAAAUAUAUCGGUUAAAACAACGGGAAAACAAGCCCUUAUAAGGCAUAAUACUAGCGAAAGUCACAAAAAAAUGUUAAAAUCUGUAAAAGGCCAGCAAACAUUAGUAUCUUUUAAAAAAUUUAGCAAUUUAGAGAAAUCAGCAAAAAUAAGUGAAAUGUACCUAGCAGCGUUCGUCUCAGAACAUAAUUUAUCCUACAACAUAAUGAACCAUUUUGUACAACUUCUUCCCAAAAUAUGUCCCGAUUCAGAAAUAGCACGAAAUGCUCCGCUAUAG
Molecule: messenger RNA, 447 nt
Organism: Diabrotica balteata
Lineage: Eukaryota; Metazoa; Arthropoda; Insecta; Coleoptera; Chrysomelidae
Source: the annotation of a GenBank genome assembly